Labrus mixtus (cuckoo wrasse) is the source of this 3660-nucleotide messenger RNA. RefSeq names its product tetraspanin-8-like. The coding region runs from base 879 to 1673 and encodes 264 amino acids. The record is from RefSeq and is a predicted model, not a curated record. Gene Ontology annotation, cellular component: membrane. The transcript is spliced from 9 exons. NCBI's taxonomy places the organism in Eukaryota, Metazoa, Chordata, Actinopteri, Labriformes, Labridae.
AUUUCAGUGGAACAUCAUAUUAGUGUUGCAUGGCACUACUAUGAGGAUGUUCUUGUGUUCUGUUCAGAUGCAACUUAUUAUAGGCUAAUUGUUUUACAAUUUUUUUUUGGGGGGGGGGGGGGGGGUGCCAAAGAAGAAAAUCAAAAUGCAUAAAGCGCUCUCUCUCCUUAAACAGCAUUUCUGAAGCUUGACUUCAGGUCACUACCUCAUCCCAUACAUAAAAGGAGAAUAUAGCCUUUAAUAUGACUUAAUCAGCUGUGUAAGCUCUAUGGCAACAUCACACAUGCAAAUGUAGGCUUUUUAUAUUUGUGAUGUUUGUAUUGAUUUUGCUAGACAUGAUAAAGAUAAGGAACAAGGAUUUUAUGCAUAUUAUUAAAUAUAGGCUUCACCUAAAAUAGAAGGGGAUUGCCGCAUUUUUUCAAUAAAAAAUUAUAAUUUCGUUAGUAAAUAAAAAGAAAAUGUUUUGCAUUUAAUGAGUAUGUUAUUACAAUGAAAGUUACGGUGUCAUAAAAACAUGCAGCCUAAUGUCAACAGUCAUGGAACUAGUCUACUUUAACAUGAGGGACGUCUUCUUCGCUGUUUUUUCCAUUAUAAACUUUAUUUAAAUCCACUUUUAAAACAUUAAUGAGACACCUGCACCAUCCUCCAAGUCUCCAGCCCCACCCUUCUAAUUUCUAACUUGGAUUGUUGGUCGACAGUCUUCAAACUGGAAAACGUGUUGGGGACUUUCUCCUCCCAAACAACACUGACGGGAAGGUUCUCUUUCUCCAGAUCUGGUUUCUCUCUCUGUCUCUUUCUCCGUGUGGCAUGUGGAUGUAAGAGAAGGGAAAGCUUUGACAAUUAUUGCAUCCAUUGCUCUCGACCUCCUCUGAAACAACAUGGGGAGAGUGAGCGUGUGGUUGAAGCGGAGUUACAUUAUCGUGACAAGUCUGAUCGCGAUAAUCGGCGUCCUGCUGUUAGCCAUCACUCUGUUUAGCCACAUAUACCUCCGCAAGGAUGAAGAGAUAGAGACUAUGCUAACCGGCUUUUAUGGCAUGUACGUUCAUGCCCUCAUUCCUCUGCUCUUGAGUAUCAUCGGUGUGUAUGGCGUCUGCAAGCAGAAGAAGUGGGCGCUCAUUGUGUCUGCAGUGGGAAUGAUCCUCUGCAGCCUGUAUCUGAUUGUUAGUGAAAUUGGAGUACUGGCUGUGCAACCUGAGUUGUCUGAAGAUUUAAGGAUGCGCUACCUGAGUUUGCUGCCCUUGUCUAACGCUACAGAAGGUGAUCUAAAAGCCGUCCAUGGAAUAGAGAAGCAUUUACAGUGUUGUGGACUGGAUCGGGGAUACCUUGACUGGGGCAACAACAUCACAGAGUCCUGCCUGUGCACUGAAUGGUCCAUCAAUCCAUGUGUGGCACUUCCUAUGAACAGCAUUAAUUUACAGUCUGCUGGUGUCCAGCCCGUCAUGAUUUUCAAAGAGCCGUGCAUUCCUCAUCUGAUCGCUCAUCAAAUGGUUGUAUUGUAUUCUUGCUUUGGCGUAAUGCUGGGAAUCACAUUACUCUUGUUGUUGUCAGUGGUGCUGUGCAUCGUGAUCUUGUGCCGGCUUGAUCAGAAGGAUGACACCCCUACAGUGGUCUACAGUCCAGAGGCCAAUGCAGGAAACUACAUCAUUCUCGCAGAUGCUGCAGCCAACACCUGAGUUCAUUUUUGGCAGCUUUUCAAAUUACCAUAUUCUGCAUGAAAAUAACAAAAAUGGUAACCAUGGUCUCGGCACAAGGAUAUGCAGUACACUAAGAUGCUUAGUGUACUAACAAGUAAAACAAUACUUUCUUAAGUUUUUUUAUUCAAGGUUUAAGUGGAUUUUUUUAAAGUUAGGAAAUUAUGUACAAUACAUCUGCAUGACUCUUAUAUACUACAUUCACUUCAACUGUUUUCAGUGUGAGUAACAUAAUUUGUGUUCACCACUGAACCCAUUCAAACUAUCUUAUGUAGUAUAAUCCCACUUUGAUAUAGGAGACUUGAUCCUCUAUACAGUGGAGGUUAAUCAUUUUCAAGAGAUGUGAGUUAUAAAAUAUAAAGCUCUGAUAAAGAUAUGACUGCAAAAAUAUUUACUUUUGGAAUAUGUACGGGUUUUCAUAAGAUGUGUGCUUUUAUUUUGUAAUUUUGUGCGAUUCUUGAAUUUCUUGAAGUAUUUUUUGCUGAACGUUUUGUGAACUUUUUGGUUUCCUAUAACGCUACUGGAGUACUUCAGUGUUUAAGGGAAUAUUUUUUUGUACAAUUUGGCACAAGGGGACGUCAAUGGUGCGUAACAUUUGUUUGGCAUGACAGGCAAUUACGAGGAGUGGGUGCCUUUGUUCAUGACUGGAAGUGUUAAGAAUACAGAUUACUGGGAAGGUGCAACUUGAUACACUUUCUUGUUCACUUUUUUUGGGUGCCUAAAGGGAAAAUGGAAAUGUGUAAAGCAGCCAUUUCUCACUUGCCUUAUCACUUGUUGUGGUGUGUAUGUUUUAUGAGUUAGUCAGCUGUGUAACCUUCCUGGAAUCAUCACAAAUGUAAAAUCUGAAAAGUCUUGUUUUGGGGACCUCUGAGACUAAUUAAACUCGUUGAAAAUGAAUAUAAUAUGGGACCUUUAACUCAAGUAAAGUACAAGUACCAUUAUACUUGAGUAUUUCCAUUUGAUCUACACUCUUUAUUUUUACUCCACUACACUUCGAGGGGACAUUUUUUUAUAUGUAUAUCCCCAUUUAAUAAUUAAUUAUUUUCAAAACACUGUUAAAGACAGAACCAGUGAUUUUAAACUGAUUCUAAAAUGACAUGUAAUUAAAUUACUUUUUUUUAACUCAUGGAAAUGAUUUCAUGACAUCAUAGGAACAAGAAUCACAUAUUUUAUUCCUGCUAUUUACAAAAUAUUAUAUACCUUCAUCCCCAUAAAUAAAAAUAAAAACAGUGUGACAGAAAUCAAAACACCAACAACUUUGCAAACACAUAUUUGAACAUAUUUUAGGCAUUUAUGGUUAAAGUGCACAGGUAGACAUUGGAUCUGCUGUUUCAAAUGAAAUUCAUUCGACAGGAUGUUAAUCAAAGAGAUGUUAGAACCGCAGGCAGCCCAUGCAGAAAGUCAUGUGAGAAGUGAUGUCGCAUGAAGGCUUCUCCGGAGAGAUUGGCAUCAGUAUAGGUGACCUACUUUCCUUAAAGAGCCUCUCAAACCUUUCUGCAGCUGCCUGGCCGACAUAUCCCAUAAAAUUAAAAACCACAUUUUGGAAGCAUGAACUGAGGAUUUACUGCAUGUCUACUGCAUGUGCAACCAAACAGAGUCUUCUCUCCUCCCAUUGGACAUCAUUUAACAUAAUUAACUCAUUAACUGUGCUUCAAAAACAGAAUAAAACAGAAGGAUUAACGUUCAAAUGUGCUUAACAAGGCAUCAAGACAUUCUGGUGUCCCAAUGAGAGCCAUGGCUCACUCCUCUGUCUGACCUGAUUAUGUACCCAAGAAAAUACAUCGCUCAAUUAUAAAAUCAAUUAUUACAUUUCAAUCAAACACUUUGUAAACACUGUUUAAGAAAGGUGCUACAUACGGGUUAUUAGUUGGAUUAUAUAUCAAAGAUUAUUAGUUGCUCUAAUGCUGGAAAAAUGAACGAGUGAGCUUUAGAUUACGACAAGCAUCUAAAUAUAUAUAUAUAUAUGUGU